Saccharomyces cerevisiae S288C is the source of this 2670-nucleotide messenger RNA. RefSeq names its product Vps54p (gene VPS54). The record is from RefSeq and is marked reviewed. The coding region runs from base 1 to 2670 and encodes 889 amino acids. Gene Ontology annotation, biological process: retrograde transport, endosome to Golgi. Lineage: Eukaryota; Fungi; Ascomycota; Saccharomycetes; Saccharomycetales; Saccharomycetaceae. Gene Ontology annotation, cellular component: cytosol; Golgi apparatus; mitochondrial membrane. The transcript has a single exon.
AUGUCAAUAAGCGAAACACCUCAUAAUAAAAGCCAGGGACUGCAAAAAGCGGCUGGUCGUCCUAAAAUUGUUGUUCCUGAGGGAUCGCCUUCUCGUAAUAGUGAUAGUGGCUCUUUUACUAUAGAGGGUGAUACUUCCCUUAAUGACGACUUGUUAAGUAUAUCUGGCAGUGUCACACCAAGAGCGAGAAGAUCUUCGAGAUUAAGUCUGGAUUCAAUAACGCCGCGAAGAAGUUUUGAUUCUAGGACACUAUCUGUUGCAAAUAGUAGAUCAUUCGGUUUUGAAAAUGAAACACAUAGUGGGUCCAUGGACUUUUCGCCAUUGGGAAAUAACUCCAUCUAUGAAAUUGUGAUGAACACAAGGAGGAAAAACUGGCUCAAUUACCCCACUGUUGCUGAUAUUCCACAAGUUAGCCUAAGCAAAAAUGAUCUGGAUGACCAUUGGAAAACUCAUGUUAUCGAAUACGUCAAAAACAUUAAAAGUGAUUACCAAAUAUUUCAAAGCACAAAUAAUAUAAGAAACAUGAAUCAGAUGGAACAGUUAAAAGAACUGCGAGAAGGGGAAAAUAUGCAUGAGGAGUCGUUUGAAGCAAAUCUGAGGCAAGGGGAUGCCGAGCUAAUAAAUAGUAUACCUGACUUUUACUUUUCAGACAAAUUUCAAUUAGAUAACCCUCGAACUUUUCAUAAAGUGUUGGACGCUAUCGAUUUAUUUUUAACGAAACUAGACAUGAAGAGACAAGCGGAAAGGGAUGAGGCUUUUUCUGAGUUGAGGGACAGGCUAAACGAUUUUUUGGAUAUCGUAGAAACAUUACUGGUUACAGAGAUAUCCAAAUCCUCACACAAAUUUUUUCAUGCGCUAAGUGAAGUUGACAAUAUUCAGAAAAGAGCCUUGGACACAAUGAGCGAGCUUAAGGAGCUAGCACAGAAUAUCAAGACCAUUGACGCAGAGAAUAUAAGAAAAAAAAUUUCACAUUUAGAAAUGAUUUUUAAGAGGAAGAAUGUAGAGAAACUAGAACAGGGAUUAUUACAGGCGAAGUUAGUGCUGAACAAAACAGAUGAGUGUAAGUCAAUGUAUGAGGAGAACAAGUUGGAUAACUGCUUAGAGCUGAUAAAAUCCAUCGAUUAUCUGAUUAAGGGGGAUGAUUCAAUAAACGAAGAUGUUCAGAGUUGGACUAGGUGUUGGCCCUAUAAAUUAAGCAAUUUGAGGACGAUACCUGCUUUGUCAGCAACGAGAGAGUUUUUAACCAAUAUGAAGAUUGAAAUAGGAGGAAAGUUCAGCCUACAAUUAUCGAUUUUACUAAUAGAUGAUUUAAGAUCCUUUUGCAAAUCAAUCAAACCAAAGGAAACACUACAUAGGAUACAAACGGGAUCUAAUGAUAAAAAGCAAACUAUAUUUACUGAUAAUUUUUCUUCAAAGAUAACCGAAUUAAUAGUCAGAUUGAAUAGAUGCGAAGAAUUAACGAGUGCCUUUGACCUAUACAGGGAAAAAUCUAUCACUGAGCUUAAAUCUAUCAUAAAAAUUUAUUUGCCAACAGAGAAUGCACACGCUGACAAUAACCACGAUGAAAAACAUCUUAACAAUGGCUCUACUAGUGGGUCUAAACUUUCAAGAUUAAUAAAGGAGCAAACUCCUGCAGAAUUUCAGUCCAUGCUAGUAAACAUAUUCACGCACGCGCUCGAAGCUCUUCGAAGACUUUAUGGGCAUCAAAAGUUGCUUCUAGAUAUCUCUCUUAACGAGCUAGCAUCUGUUAAAAGUCCAAACGAAAACCAGCACAACAUGAUUACGCAAUUGGAUAUACGUACUGGCAUCAACGAAAUAAUCAGAAUUAUUCAGUUACGUACAGGCAAGAUCAUUGCCGUAAGAAGAGAAUUGAACUUAUCUCUACGGUAUGAUUAUUUCUUGAAAUUUUAUGCUAUAUGCGUUAUUUUUAUUCAAGAAUGUGAAGUAUUAAGUGGUGAAUUUUUAACGAAAUAUUUAAGUAAUGUUUUAGCAUCUCAGAUCAAGCAUUAUGCAAACGCACAAAGUUCAAAAAAUUACCGCAACAUAAAGAAAAAGAUUGAUGCUGAAGAAUGGAUUCCAUAUAUUGUGGACUCCUCUAUUCAGAGCGAUGUUAACGACAUUGUGUCAAGUAUAGACAUAGACCCAUUGAGUUGGACAACUAUUUUAGACAUGGUAGGGGGUUCUCAUGAUUGCGAAAAUGGCAGAAGCGAGGACAAGGAAAAAGAUGAAGGAAAUGAAACAUAUCAAGGUCAUAGGAAAUCGGUUGUUGUUGGCGAUAAAACUUUUGUGGCCAGUAGUUCUCUGCUCGCUACCAUUGAGGUUAUUAAGGAGCUAAUGGUUCUUUCCAUAAACCUUCCCUCGAUAUACUUAUCAAAUUUCGAGAAGUUGUGCUAUGACGCACUACAAUACUACAACAGUAGCGCCAUGGCAUCUGUCACACAACCUGGAAACUCACUUUUAAAAACGGGUAGAAACUUAUCUAUCAUGGGAGAGUCAUUGGACUGUCUCGCAGAAUUUGUGAUUAUUGUUCAGAGAUUUUAUCAAAGGCUUUCCAACUCUAACAGGGAUUUUGAGCCAUUCGAUGCGAGUCAUUAUACAACCCUGUUGGGGCAAUUCCAGGCCUCAUCGAAUAAAAUAUACAUGGCCAAUGCCCCACCUCCGCCUGUAUAA